Gongylonema pulchrum is the source of this 489-nucleotide messenger RNA. The record is from the annotation of a GenBank genome assembly. NCBI's taxonomy places the organism in Eukaryota, Metazoa, Nematoda, Chromadorea, Rhabditida, Gongylonematidae.
GAAUAUCGUUUGUGGGAGGCUGUACAGAAAUGGUUGAUGGCACCUUCGCACCCGGAAAGGCGUGGUAACACUGCUUCACCGCUUCUUGUCUCCAUACUGCCGCUUAUAAAAUUUCCGUUUAUGACGGCUGAUGAGCUGACGAUGGUUGAGCGAUCUCCGCUUGUUGAAUCACAUCCUAAAUUGUUUCAUCCUCAGAUUCUGCUUGCCUACAAAUUUCAGGCACUUCCGUUAGCGAGCAGAGCUAGCUGCAAGGAAUUUGCUGGGCCUCAGUUUAUCUUGAGGAAUUAUACGGAUGUGAGGUGGGAUAGGCGCAUCACUGUGCGAGCUGAUGAUCUGAGGCGUGAAAAUGGCUACGAUAGGGGCAUCGAUCAAGCUUACAAUGUUAGAAUUUCUCGGCACUUAGCUUUUACAGUACAAAAAAUUCCAUUCGCCUGGAAUGCUAGCUGCUGGCAUUUGAUGUCAGUUUUGGAUGCUCAUAAGGCUAAGUAG